Molecule: messenger RNA, 1590 nt
Organism: Plasmodium gallinaceum
Lineage: Eukaryota; Apicomplexa; Aconoidasida; Haemosporida; Plasmodiidae
Gene: NPT1
Product: novel putative transporter 1, putative
Exons: 1
Coding region: 1-1590 (529 amino acids)
Biological process (GO): transmembrane transport
Molecular function (GO): transmembrane transporter activity
Source: RefSeq, a predicted model, not a curated record
AUGAAAACUUCUUUAUACGAUAAGUUCGUCAAGGGAGUAAAGGGACUGUGGCUCAAAUCAGAUCCAAAUCUGCCUGGAGCAAAGCAAAAAACACCAUUAAAUAUAAACAGAUUUUACUUGUUAAUUAUAAUAAUAAUAUAUACAUCCACUUCUGCAUGUAUAUAUUUUGACUGGAGUGCUAUACGAAAUUUACUAUUAAGAGCUGGCAAAUAUGAACAUUUAAAUACAGGACAAUAUAGUGAUAUAACAUUAUCUCCACAAUAUAAAAGAAUAAAUAAUUUAUAUCCAAUAACUUUAGCUAUACAUUUUACAACUUCUGUUUUUUGUGGAUUUUUAUUUGAUCAUAUUGGACCUAAAUUUACAGCAAUUUUAGGUCAACUGUUUAAUAUUAUUUGUUGGAUUCUUUUAUCAAUUGAAAGUACAACUGUAGAUACAACUUUUAUGGGAUUUGUAUUUUUAGGAUUAGGAGCAGAUACAGCUUUUAUACCCAUCCUCACUGUUUCCAAUUUAUACCCAGAUGCGUCUACUUUUAUUUUAACAGUUGUGGGAGCAGCAGCUUCAUUAAGUUUUGCCGUCCCUGCAACUUUGAAUUUAAUUUAUAAUAAUAUUCCUAAUAUUUCAUUUUCUUAUAUUUGUUAUGGUUAUAUUUUUGUUAUUCUUGUGCCAUGCUUGUUAGUUGCAAUAUUUUUAUUACCACUAAGACCUUUUAAAGGAUUAGAUUAUUAUUUAGAAAAAGAGAAUGAAAGAACAUCACAUAAUCUCAAAGACGAUAAUAUAUUAAGACAUAAUAGUAUUAAUGAAAUUGAAUUAGGAUAUAUUGAAUCACUAAAUAAGGUAAAUAAAGAAGAAAAUGAUAACCCAUCAACUUAUGACAUGGAAAAAAAUUUUGAAAAAAUGCAAAAUAAAACUAAUUAUAUGAGUAAUGGCAGCACGAUGAAUUCAUCAAAGAGUAUUAUGGAAGGUAAAGAUUUUCACAUGAAAAGUAUCAAAUUAUUUUUUAAAAUAUUAAUAAGUUAUCCUAGCAUGUGUGUUAUUUCUUAUUUUAUUUUAUUUAAUAUUUCUACUGUUUUCUAUGGAAUGGUUAAUGAAACUUAUUUUUACUAUGAUAGAUCUAUUAUAAAUAUUAUUAACAUUUUGUUACCUGCUUCUUGCAUACCUUGUAUUAUUUUUGGAAGAUUCGUAAAUAAAUAUGGAGCUGCUUUAAUUAUUUUAGUUAUGAAUGCCUUUUCGGCACUUAUGCAUAUUACUGCUUUAAUUAAACAUAAAGCUGCUGGUUUAAUUUCUGUUUUUCUCUAUAUGUGUGUAACUAGUAUGUAUACUAGCCAAAUUUAUUGUUUCAUUCAAAAUUCGUUCCCAUCUAUUGUUUUUGGAAAAUUACUUGGAUUCGCUAGCUUGUGUGGUGGUACAUUUUCUUUGAUCUGUGAACUUCUUUAUGAUUCCGUCAUAAGCACAGAAAAUACAAGCAUUGAUCCUACUAAUGUAGCUUUACUUUUAGUAAUCUGCUUCUUGAUUAUGUUUCUUCCUUUAAGUAUAUUAUAUGUUAGAAAAUAUGAAAGAUCUAUUGAAAAUACAGAAGAAAGUGAUAAAUAG